AUGUCUGUAAUAUUUAAUGCGAGUGUAAAUACUAAGAGCGCUGUGGAGUACCAAACAAUAUCAUCCACGCAAAGUCAUUUAGCGGAGGAACAGUCAGAGCGUUUGCACAAGUGGAUUUCAAAGGACCAACUCGAGAAACUUCACGCAGCGUUCCUUAAUACUCACGAGCGGCAUGUUGGCAUAGAUGAAUUGCGUAUCAUUCUUGAAGAACUAGACAUAACGUUCAAUGAUUCUAUGUAUACACGGCUCUUUUUAAAGAUUAAUCAGAAUCGGGAUUUUAAGGUGGAUUGGAACGAGUUUGUGUCUUAUUUAAUUUUUGGCUUUCAAGAAGAGGAUCCUAGCAGCCAAAAAGAGUCUUUAAUUUUACCAAUCUCAGGACCUCCUAUGGUUAGGAAAUCAGAACACCGGUCAGCUAUAUGUUGUUUGGCUCUCCUCAAAGCCAAAUCGGAUCAAGUACCAAUUGAUGAAGUUACCGAGACUAUUAAUUUUUCCUUUGGCGGUGAGGAUUCACCAGAAGCUUCUGGCAUGUGGGUCACGGCCAGCCAUGAGGGAAUGAUGCGCUUCUGGACAUCUCAUAUGGAACCAAUACGAACGGCAUCGUCGGAAAGCA
Drosophila erecta is the source of this 610-nucleotide messenger RNA. RefSeq names its product WD repeat-containing protein on Y chromosome. The record is from RefSeq and is a predicted model, not a curated record. The annotation marks the transcript as partial. Lineage: Eukaryota; Metazoa; Arthropoda; Insecta; Diptera; Drosophilidae. The transcript has a single exon.